GCUUGCUUGGAGAUUCUGUCGGCGGUCGAUGAGGUCAAGGCGGGAGGAUUGAUUAGAAGUUUGCAGGCAGGACCAUGUCGGACUUCUCUGGCUAAGACCCCUGCUCAUACGUAUGAUGAGGUGUUGAGGAGGUGUAGGAUAUAUAUUAAUCUCGAGGAGACCGAGGCAGAGUUUGCCAAACUAGAGGAGUUGGUCGAGGGGAGUCGAGGAAGGAGAAAGCAAUGUCACCUAAAAGGAGAGCCUCGCCCAGGAGAGAGGGGCGAGCUAAGUAGGAUCGAGGACGAGAGGACAGAUGGAAGGACCGACCUAUCUCUAGAGGGAAAAGAUUCCAUGAUUACCCCGUUGAACGCGAAGGUAGCCGAGGUCUUGAUGGCCAUAGAGAAAGGGAUAGAUGGGAAAGAUGUGACGUGGCCGAGGUCGAG
This is a messenger RNA of Striga hermonthica, 422 nucleotides long. The record is from the annotation of a GenBank genome assembly. Lineage: Eukaryota; Viridiplantae; Streptophyta; Magnoliopsida; Lamiales; Orobanchaceae.